Molecule: messenger RNA, 756 nt
Organism: Cotesia congregata
Lineage: Eukaryota; Metazoa; Arthropoda; Insecta; Hymenoptera; Braconidae
Source: the annotation of a GenBank genome assembly
AUGAUCCUAGGCAGCAAAGGAAAACUGAAGUUACUUGAUGGUUUUGACCUACCACCAAUCAUUGUUGAUGGUAAUGUCAUACCUUAUGUCGAUACCACUAAACAUCUAGGCAUCGAACUAUCGAAUAACCUCUCAUGGAAUGCUCAUACUUCGCAAAUCUCUAGGAAGGCCUAUGCUGCGUUAAACAGCUUGAAGUAUAGGAAAAAUAUCUUACCUAAAUCUUGUCGCAAGCUACUUGUUACUACUACCAUCCUACUGAUAAUUAAUUAUUGCUCUCUUGUAUUGUUAGACUCAUCAAAAGGACUUGAUAUCAAAUUACAACGCAUACUAAAUAGUACAAUAAGAUUCAUCUUUAAUCUUAAGCGGGAUGAGCAUAUCACGCCCUAUCGUCAAGAUUUAAGAUGGCUCAGUAUCAGGAUGCAUAGGAUUUAUAGUCUGGCAUGUUAUUUUUACAAGUUAUUGCAGACUGGAGAACCAAAAUAUCUGCGAAAACUGUUCUGUGAUGAAGAUGAAAGUGUUAGGCGUUCGGAUAGACUUGCUCAGAAAAAUAAUAAUAUUAUCUUCAGAAUUCCUAAUUUCCAUUCUGUUGUCUUUGAACGCUCAUUCGUAGUGUCAGCUAUACGCCUAUGGCAGGAACUUCCGCUGGAUGUUAUAAGCCCUUUAUCAAUAGGGAGUUUUAAACUCAAAAUGCUAAAUUACCUUUUGGAUCUUGAAGCUGGUGGCAAAGACGUGAAUUUGGUUAUAAAUAAUUUGUAA